AUGUGUGAUCAGCCGAUACAAAUUGCUGUUCUUGGUGAUAAAUCUGUCGGGAAAACAGCUAUUAUUCGUCAAUGGUUAUACAAUGAUUUUUCUAACGUGUACUCCGAAACCAAUUUAGCUUCAUAUCAUUUCACAUCGUUGUUUAAUGGCCAUCGAUUAUUUCAUAUUCGUAUUAUUGAUACUCCACGAUUUGAUGAUACAAAUAAUACUGAUCCUCAACAAGAAUGGGUUCGCAUGUACUGUUUUCGCCGUGCUCAUUUAUUUCUAUUAGUUUUCGAUAUUAAUCGUGAAGAGACAUUUAAUUAUAUAAAACAUAUCUACCGUGAAAUAGCUCGUGUUCGUCUUGGUCACAAUCAUUACCAUCACCAUCAUCAUCACCACCAUCAUUCUCAUUCCCAUUCACAUCAUCAAUCUCAAAUCCUCGCAGAUCUGACUGGUGGUGAUGAUGAAGAACAACAACAACAAAUGACAACGAUAGCAACAAAAACUUAUGUGCCUGUGAUUGUUGUAGCAAAUAAAGUCGAUUCAAUUUCAACAGAUCUACGUUUUUCCAAUAUAACAUUAACGAAUUCACGUGAUAUACAACAAUAUGUAAAGAAGAACUUCAAAGCUAAUACAAUUCAAUGUUCAGCGAAAUACCAUUGGCAUUUAGUGUUGUUGUUCAGAGAAGUUUGCCGAAUGUUGGAAACUGUGGAAGACACCGUUGCCAAACAAGCAGCAUUACAAGCACGACGACGACUUCAUCAACAUCAUGGCAAACAUUGUCGCGUCAUGUGA
Molecule: messenger RNA, 777 nt
Organism: Adineta ricciae
Lineage: Eukaryota; Metazoa; Rotifera; Eurotatoria; Adinetida; Adinetidae
Source: the annotation of a GenBank genome assembly